Suillus bovinus is the source of this 354-nucleotide messenger RNA. RefSeq lists its product as uncharacterized. NCBI's taxonomy places the organism in Eukaryota, Fungi, Basidiomycota, Agaricomycetes, Boletales, Suillaceae. Bases 1 to 354 code for a protein of 117 amino acids. The transcript has 4 exons. The record is from RefSeq and is a predicted model, not a curated record.
AUGUCAUCUAAUAUCAUGCACACAUUCAUCGAGAGUCAGAGGAUUGAGCUUUGUGCAUGGAGGAUGCCUGUCGGCUCGGACACUAUGGAAACAGGUAUAGAAAGAGUCCACCCUGGACCAAUAGCGUUUAUAUAUGCUAUCAUGCUGCUAGCGUGCGGCCUCACCUCGGUCCUCUUCAACAUCCCAAACCCAAUACACAGAUCGCACCCGCCACGGAAAGAGUCUUCUCCAAAGAUCCAACACAAGUAUAGCCUCAUCGAUGACGCCAAGGAUCAGCGCCCUUGCAACGAUGAGCAGUUUCCCCUGCCAAAUGACGCCGUAGUAGGACUCAUCGAGAAGACAGGCAGAAUAUAG